Molecule: messenger RNA, 321 nt
Organism: Paracoccidioides brasiliensis Pb18
Exons: 4
Coding region: 1-321 (106 amino acids)
Source: RefSeq, a predicted model, not a curated record
AUGUCCUGUGCAACAGCAAAAAUAGGAAAAACCGUUCUCGCGAAGACGGACCAGUGGGAGUGCGUCGAGGGAAACGUCUACUUCCCGCGUUCUUCACUCCAAGACUCCACGGGGGCUUUCAGUUUGGUGAAGUGUGAUGCUUCAACGCAUUGUCCCUGGAAGGGGAAAGCGUCAUACUAUGAUAUUGUCAUCGCGGAGACCGAAACAGUCAUUUCGGAAGCGGCAUGGUAUUACGAAGAGCCGUACAAGGCCGCGCAGAAUAUCAAGGACUACAUUGCGUUUUAUAAGAACAAGGUCGAUGUUGUUGUUGUUGUUGAAUGA